UUUCUUCUUUGUGGCAGCCCCUGCGAUAUUGGAACACUGCUAUCAUGUCUCCCCUAGUCCUUCUUUUCAUCAAACUAGACAUAACUAGUUCCUGCAACCGUUCUUCAUAUGUUUUAGCCUCCGGUCCCCUAAUCAUCUUUGUUGCUCUUCUCUGCACUCUUUUCUAGAGUCUCAACAUCUUUUUUAUAUCGUGGCGGCCAAAACUGGAUGCAGUAUUCCAAGUGUGGCCUUAUCAAGGCAUCAUAAAGUGGUAUUAACACUUCACAUGAUCUUGAUUCUUUCCCUCUAUUUAUGCAGCCUAGAACUGUGUUGGCUUUUUUGGCAGCUGCUGAUCCGGUUGAGCGCUGUCCAGUUUUUCCUUGGAAGAUCAAAGCCGGAGGGGCAUUGUAACGGAUCAGUGGAGGUGGCUGAAUGGGAAGAAAAUGCAGGUCACGGACUUGUUUUUCUUGCCGGAAAGGAUGUGACACUACAAUUAUUCUUCCAGCUGUUAUGCUUCUGCCACAGCUGUCAUUGAACGGCAGUUUUAGGGAGCAUGCUAUUCGACUGUAGACCUUCGGUUCAACUAGGCACAUGCUUUGUUGAUGUCCAGCUCCUGGCAUUGUUCCACUUUCAAAAUAACAAGUGAUCUGCUUUGGAGCAGAGUAAACAAACGAGCCUGGGUUGCAUUCUCGGGUGUCAGAUUGUCAAGCUGCUACUUUAAAUGACCAUGGCUGACCAGUGUGUUUCACUGGGCCCUGAAGAUCUUGCACCCCCAACUGAAGACAUCCCCAGUGUUCAAGAUUUAGAGCAGCUCCUGAAUACUGGGAGCCCUUCCUGCCACCACACUGACGAAGUCUGGCCUAAUCUUUUCUUAGGAGAUCACGUAACAGCACAUAGCAGAUUUGACUUAUGGAAAAUGGGGAUUAGCCACAUUUUAAAUGCAGCUCACGGCACUCUAUAUUGCCAAGAGUCGCAUGAUUUUUAUGGCACAACGAUUGAAUACCGUGGUGUACCAGCUCACGAUCUUCCCGGUUUUGACAUAAGCCUAUACUUUUACUCUUCUGCAGAGUUUAUACACAAGGCUUUGACUACACCCGGAGGCAAAAUCUUUGUCCACUGCGCCUUUGGGAUAAGCAGGUCCUCCUCUUUGGUGCUGGCGUACCUUAUGAUCUACCAUAAUUUCUCGUUGGUUAAAGCGAUUCAGACAGUAAAAGAACAUUGGUGGAUCUUCCCUAAUCGAGGUUUCCUGAAACAAUUAAGAAAUUUGGACCUUCAACUAAGAAAAAAUCCGAACAAAUAAAGCAAUGGAAUAU
Molecule: messenger RNA, 1292 nt
Organism: Pantherophis guttatus
Lineage: Eukaryota; Metazoa; Chordata; Lepidosauria; Squamata; Colubridae
Gene: DUSP13A
Product: dual specificity phosphatase 13A
Biological process (GO): negative regulation of MAPK cascade; protein dephosphorylation
Cellular component (GO): cytoplasm
Molecular function (GO): protein tyrosine/serine/threonine phosphatase activity; MAP kinase phosphatase activity
Source: RefSeq, a predicted model, not a curated record